Lentinula edodes (shiitake mushroom) is the source of this 420-nucleotide messenger RNA. RefSeq lists its product as uncharacterized. The transcript is spliced from 2 exons. The coding region runs from base 1 to 420 and encodes 139 amino acids. Lineage: Eukaryota; Fungi; Basidiomycota; Agaricomycetes; Agaricales; Omphalotaceae. The record is from RefSeq and is a predicted model, not a curated record.
AUGGCCAGUCGUACCGUUUCCCCUCAUUCUAGUGCAACUCCACCUUACGCACCCUUCCUCUCCCACAUGCCACCUCCCGCAGACUCUUGGAUAGAGGUAGAGACGACGCCCUUAGAGUAUAGACUAAACAUACGGCUGCCUGGAUUCAAAAGAGACGGAAUAACACUAUCUACCAAACGACGUCGAAUUCUACACAUCGUUGCUGAUUCUUGGCCGGAUCCCGAUCCUUCACCGCGAAGCAGCAAUCCCAAUCCUGGCGAAUCUUCGACAUCACAUAGUGGCGGCCACUUUGAGCGUCGAAUCAGCUUUGGUUAUGACGCAGAUCUCGUCGGUGUCCGGGCAGAGUUCGAUGGUGAGAUAUUGAAGAUAGUCGUACCGAGGAGACAGGGUUUGAGUGGAGCGAUGGCCCCAUUCCUCUAA